CAUCCCCAAACUGGUUUCCUCUGAAAAGAUGUGGUAACUUCAUCUACCCGCUGCUUCAGGAUUUAAUUUCUUUACUCCCAGCUUUAUGACCUUGAACACAAAGGCACAUCAUCUUGCUGGGACAGCAGAAGGUGAUACAGAGAAAUAAUAUACAGAGGGAGACCAGCCUUUUUUGUGAUCACCGUCAACCCAUGAAGAGUGAGUGCUCUAAGCCAUCUAAAAGUAUUUACUGCAUUUGCUUCAGAAUACUGUGCAGAAAAUGUAUGCUAGUCGAGAGGAUAUUGGAUACGAUUUUGGGGAUGACUCAAAAGUUGGAAGUAAGCCAAUUAAACCUAAUCCAAACAUCGAUGGAGGAUGGGCUUGGAUGAUUGUAUUUUCCUCUUUCCUUGUGCACAUACUUAUAAUGGGUUCCCAAAUGGCCCUUGGAAUACUCAACAUGGAAUGGCUUGAAGAGUUUAAUCAAAGUCGUGGCUUAACAGCAUGGGUUAGCUCCCUCAGCAUGGGCAUCACACUUAUUGUAGGUCCAUUUAUUGGUUUAUUCAUCAGCAUGUGUGGGUGUCGCACGACAGCCAUUAUUGGAGGAAUACUGAAUGCCCUGGGUUGGAUACUGAGUGCCUAUGUCUCAAAUGUGCAUUACCUCUUCCUCACCUUUGGAGUGACAGCUGGCAUUGGAAGUGGCAUGGUUUAUCUGCCUGCAGUGGUCAUGGUAGGGCAGUAUUUUCAGAAGAGAAGAGCACUUGCACAAGGGCUCAGCACCACGGGAACAGGUUUUGGAGCUUUCCUAAUGACUGCCUUGCUGAAGUACCUCUGCACUGAAUUUGGGUGGAGGGAUGCCAUGUUCAUCCAGGGAGCCAUCUCCCUGAAUCUUUGUGUCUGUGGCGCGCUGAUGAGACCACUCUCUCCCAAAGAUCUCCGUGAAAAAUACGUGGUGAGAAGUGAUAGUGAAGAAAACCAGGCAAAAGCUGCAUCCCAUUCUACGGAGACUAUAAAAUCUAAUGGAAUGACUAUAAAAUCUAAUGGUGAAGAACCAGAGAAAAAAGAAGAGGCAGCAAAUGAAGAAGUGCUUGGCAGUGUGCAGCACAUAGAAAUUGGAGGUAAAUCUGGAAGUGGAAGGAGUAUGUAUGGACUGCGCAUCCUUAAGACAGUGAGCCAGCUGACAGUUACAGUCAGGAAGGGCUUUGCACUCUGGUACUCCAGCUACUUCGGAGCUGCAUCCCUGUUUACCAAUAGAAUAUUUGUGGCCUUUAUCAUUUGGGCUUUGUUUGCCUAUAGCAGCUUUGUCAUUCCUUUUAUUCACCUUCCAGAAAUAGUCAAGCAGUACAACUUGUCUAGSCAGGACAAUGUAUUUCCUUUGACAUCCAUUAUAGCCAUUGUUCAUAUUUUUGGUAAAGUGAUCCUUGGAAUCAUCUCUGAUCUCCCRUGCAUCAGCACAUGGAAUGUCUUCCUCAUGGCUAACUUCACCCUGGUCACCUGCAUUCUCACUUUGCCACUAAUGCAAACAUACGUUGGCCUGGCUGUGAUUUGUGCUCUAAUAGGAUUUUCUAGCGGCUAUUUUUCUCUAAUGCCUGUUGUGACUGAAGAUUUAGUUGGAACUAAACACCUUGCAAAUGCCUAUGGCAUCAUCAUUUGUGCCAAUGGAAUAUCUGCUUUGUUUGGACCACCCUUUGCAGGUUGGAUCUAUGACAUCACACAAAAAUAUGAUUUUUCUUUUUACAUAGCUGGAUUGCUAUACAUGGUGGGAAUAAUAUUUUUACUUAUACAGCCUUGUAUUCAAAAGAUGCAACCAAAAGAAGAAUCUACAGAAGAAGCACAAGUAUAGAACAAGUUCCAGAAGUUUUUUUUACAGAACUUUUUUGUUUUCAUGUUUCUAUUGUGUGACAGUAUGAAUAUGUUUUUCUUACAGAACCAACCACAUUGAGCUGCACUUAAGUGAAAAGCAAAUGUGCUUCUUAAUGCUAAUAAAUUAUUAGAAAUAUGCUUUUAAAAUUAGUAAAGAUAUUUUACAAUAGAACUACCAAAUACAGUGACUAAAAGCACACUGCUAGUCUUUUAAUAUUAGAACAAUGCUAAGAGCCCUUACCCUUGCUUCUCUUUUAACUUUUCACCAUUAAUACYGGUGAAAAUCCAUUGACUGCAAUGCAGUUACUCUGAUUUACACUAGUCCUACGAGAGAAUUUGAUCAGGACAUGAAUGAUUUAUAAAGUCCUUCCUACUAUGUGUUCAAUCUGAUUAAAGAAGAGUUACUGAGUAUAAGAAAAUGAUUGUAUUUCUUGUCUGGCUAUUCAAGUACUGUUGAAAUGCUACUAUAAUAACUCCAUUAAUUUAGUGUAUUAAAAUUAGUAUUUCUGUGAUGCACAUCUGAAGAAAAGUUCUCAUAUAUUUCCGAAGUUAUUCAUAUGGAUUCAAUAGGUCCCUUCCAACUCAGAAUUUUCUGUGAUUCUGCUUCAAUGAUUUUUAAUUUAUUUUUUUAAACUAUCAACUGUAUCUAAAGUAGCCAUCCUCAAUACAUAGGCUGCAUUAUCAAUGCUGUGACAUUUAAUGCAUUUGAAGAAAAAAGACCAUAAAUGCAGAAACAGGAAACAUAUGGAAAAUAUUAUUAUGACUGGAAAAUGUUUCCAGAAACAGUUGGAGGUCUCUGGCCCCUUUAUGUAAUUAGUUAUUGUAGAAUUUAAUAACAUUGCCACUGACUCCUUCCAUGGGAACAAAGUCUACUACAGCACACUAAAUUUUGUUAUAACUUAAUUGUUCACAAACCCUGUUACAUGUGAGCAUUCAUAUUGCUAUUCAUAAUGUACACCACAAACUGACUAAGAUUCAUUAUGUUUGAGAAGUUUAUUCACUAGAAAAUUAGAAACUGCAGAGCAUGGAACAGCUAAAGAGCAUUUAAAACAUUGAAGUAAAUUUUCUUAACAUUGAACACCUGAUAACUGAUGCAGAAGGUAUUGUAUGGUGGUACAGGACAUAAUUUUUUCAGCUUUGAGAGGUGAGUCUGAUGUUAAUUUUCCUAUCAAGUAAGAGCCACUGUAAGUUUUCAUCUUCUUAGCUUUGUUAAAGUUCUUUGCAUGACAAAUCAGGUUCUUAGUUUAAUAUUGCUCUGUGCUGCUGGAAUUCCUUAAAAAGCAAUUGAAACUAUUCAAUUAUAUUGAAGAACUAUUGCAAAACAGUUCAGUAUGCAACAAUAUCAAUAUCCUGAUCUUUGUAGCUGCAAGGUUGGUUAACAAAAAGGUCUGAAUGUGUAUUGCUCUGUAUUGCAACUCACCAGCUUCUAAGUGUUGCACUUCUACAACYGUGCAGGGACAUACAUUAAAAUAGAUCACUGAAAUAAGCCAAUUAAAAGAGAAAACCUUAAGAAACCUUGAACUAAUUUAAGAUUUACAUCAGUGUAAUCGUAUAGGGUAGUUWUGUAUGGCCUUUAAAACUCACAUAAGACAACUGAGGUGGCACUGAAUGGCAGCACACAAUGUGAACACAGUAACUUCUUAAAAUCAGCUUUUUUAUUGGAGAAAAUUUGCACGUAAAUUUUCAUAUCAGUUCUUUGUUACAGGUUAAAUGUCUUCUUGGUGGGAAUGCUGCUGAUAGCUCAUUUGAGCUGAACUGUCUU
Molecule: messenger RNA, 3601 nt
Organism: Malurus melanocephalus (red-backed fairy wren)
Lineage: Eukaryota; Metazoa; Chordata; Aves; Passeriformes; Maluridae
Gene: SLC16A14
Product: solute carrier family 16 member 14
Exons: 5
Coding region: 260-1819 (519 amino acids)
Biological process (GO): transmembrane transport; monocarboxylic acid transport
Molecular function (GO): monocarboxylic acid transmembrane transporter activity
Source: RefSeq, a predicted model, not a curated record